AUGACGGUGUCACCGCAGGACACAAUGUUGUCUCGGUGGCAAACGCACAUUGCCGAACAGUCUGCGCGCUUGGCAGGUGCUGGGGCGUGGUGCACCGAAUCCGACGCAGCAUCCAUGUCAGUACCAAAACGCGCAUCAGCAUUUUUAUUUCGACCCCGCUUCGCUGGUGUUGCCCGGUUCCGACGAAUCAUUUUGAUUCUUGCUGGCCUGUUUCUCUUUGCAAUAGGCAUGAUGCACCUCAAUGAGCAAGGCCACGGCCUCUCCGUGCCAGGUGGCAUGCGACACCUGCCCUGGGGCGGCGUGCCGGCGAUCAACGCCACGAAACAAAGGGAGGAGGAAUCUGCGGCGGAGGCCGAAGCUGCAAAGUAUGUUGCGAACAUGGCCGUCGACGAGUUUGACACGACGACAACGACACAUCUUCCACACAUCCCUGCCAAGAUUUGGCAAAUCUACCUCGACUUCAAACCGAGCGUUCUCUCCGUAACCUCCCUGGGCACCUGGCUGUCCCGCUCGCCGUCAUACUCGUACACAUUGUUGGACAAGGGCGGCGCCCUCAGCAUGGUCCGCCGACUUGUCACCAUGGCUACCCCUAAAGCGGGAGAGGUUCUGCAGCGCGUGCCCAUCUACCCAGACACUUUUCGCCAGACCACUGGCCCGACCGAGAGUGUGGAGGGCGGCAGCGUCAGUGACAGCCUCAGCGACACGGGCGGAGCUGCCCGUAUCAAUGACGCCGCGCCCGAAAUGAGAACGCUUGACUUUGCCCGCGACGCCCUCACACAGUACAAUGGCAUGCAGCGGCGUGUGCUGCGUGCGGACUUUAUGCGCUACCUCGCGCUGGCUCUCCACGGCGGUGUCUACUCGGACAUGGAUACAACGCUCGUGCAGCCCAUUGGAGACUGGGUCCCCGGCAAGUUUCGGGCGGAAACUCGCCUCAUUGUCGGCCUCGAGUCCGACUCCAGCCCGCCCGUCGAGGACACCACCUACGAGGUCCAGUUCUGCCAGUGGACCCUGGCGAGUGCGCCUAACCACCCGACACUCUGGACGAUGCUGGACCGCAUUCUGGCCAAGGGCGCCAAGUUAAAAGGAGGCUUUCUGGCGGGAAAACUGUCCGACAAGGACGUUCUGGCCAUCACCGGCCCGGCCGCGUGGACCGAGGUCGUUUAUGAGCACCUGAACCACGUGGCCGGCACGGGCGUCGGGCAGCCGCGCAUUACGUGGGAGACACUGCAUGGCAUAAGGGAACCGCAGCUGUUCGGAGACACGCUGGUGCUGCCGAUUGACGGGUUUGCGACGGGCGUGCCGCAUUCGCACGCAAGCAGGAGCCGGUCGAAGCAGACGCUGGUGGAGCACCACUUCCAAGGUCAUUGGCGAGAUGACAGGGGUUAG
Molecule: messenger RNA, 1386 nt
Organism: Sporothrix brasiliensis 5110
Lineage: Eukaryota; Fungi; Ascomycota; Sordariomycetes; Ophiostomatales; Ophiostomataceae
Product: initiation-specific alpha-mannosyltransferase
Exons: 1
Coding region: 1-1386 (461 amino acids)
Biological process (GO): protein N-linked glycosylation
Cellular component (GO): mannan polymerase complex
Molecular function (GO): alpha-1,6-mannosyltransferase activity
Source: RefSeq, a predicted model, not a curated record